Molecule: messenger RNA, 2070 nt
Organism: Fonsecaea pedrosoi CBS 271.37
Lineage: Eukaryota; Fungi; Ascomycota; Eurotiomycetes; Chaetothyriales; Herpotrichiellaceae
Exons: 1
Coding region: 1-2070 (689 amino acids)
Molecular function (GO): ATP binding; ATP-dependent chromatin remodeler activity
Source: RefSeq, a predicted model, not a curated record
AUGGCCCCACAUCAGAAAAAAGCAUUGACCUUCACGAUUGAGCGUGAAAGAGGGUGGAAUGCCUCGAAAACCAGGAACGACUUCUGGAAAACCCACAUCGAUGCGUUUGGAACCACGAGAUACAAAAACACUGUAUCUGGCGUAACUCAGGCAUCGAGACCAACAUCGCUUCAUGGAGGCAUACUCGCGGAUGGAAUGGGUAUGGGAAAAACCCUCAGCAUGCUUUCGCUAAUUGUCGCAAACCCGUCCCGCAAUGACGAGUCCAAUCAGCACGGGAAAAAUGUCGUCAAGAGCACAUUGAUUGUCGUCCCCUCUAGUCUGUUGUUGCAAGCGUGGCAAGGUCAGAUAAGGAUGCAUUGCCGUCCAGAACAUGUUCGCUAUCAGAUUUUACAUGGCCCUGAACGACACAAGGCUGUCAACAUCGGAGACUAUGAUAUUGUUUUGACCACCUACAACACCGUCAGCACGGACUGGAAGAGGAACAGCAGUGAAGAGGGCGUUGCUUCCCGCCCCAACGUUCUGUUCGAAACGUCCUGGUACCGUGUGGUCUUGGAUGAAGCACACUUCAUUCGCAACCGGAACACAAAAAGUGCAAACAGUGUCUAUUCGUUGACGUCGCAGCGCCGGUGGUGCAUUACAGGGACGCCCAUACAGAACAGAUUGACCGACCUAUUCAGCCUUUUCCGGUUCCUGAGACUUGACCCCUUUGGCGAUUACAAGGUCUUUGAAGAAGAGAUCCUUGGGCCGUGGAAGUCGAAAUUGGAUGACAUAGCUACGGCUCGUCUUCGGUACAUUGUGAAGGCAAUCAUGCUGCGCCGUUCAUGGACGCAAGUACACCUACAGGAACCAAAGGAAUACGUCAUUGAGGUUUCAUUCAACGCUCAGGAACGUGAGGAAUAUCAGAAAGCUGCGACACAGGGUAUCAGCGACUUGGACAGUGCCCUCGACACAGACCAACAACCCUUCAAUUCGGUGUAUUUGAACUCCCUCCAAAACCUCAACGUCCUGAGAUUCAUCUGCAACCAUGGUAUUCGUCCAAGUCGUCAAGAAGCUGAGCGGGAUUCAAGCUGCGUAUUCGAGACAGCUUCGCCAACAAUCCCCAAAGAGGAGGCGGAAUCCGGAGAGACGACACUUUUGCGCGAUCUUCCCUCGGAGAAAAAUGUCGAUGAGUCUUCGUCUUUCAGGGCAUCUUUCAGGGUCACAGAUCCUGAUGAUUCUGACAACGAGUCCGUUCAGUCAUUGAUCAGCGGCGGCAGAAGUACGAGAGCUUCAUCGGCAGAUUUUACAGAAGAGGCUCCAGUACCGUGGGCUUUUAGCCUGGAUCUGGUCUGUGUACAAUGUGGAAGCCAAAACUUGAACCCGAGGCAGGACAGUUAUGACUUGGGCAGUGGCACGAACGCCUACACCGAACACAUUCCGCCUCAGCUCUGCAAAAAUUGUCUUGAAUACGAAAAGCCCGUAUCCUUAGACUUGUCAAUUUAUACUGAACAUGUAAUGUCAUCCGAGCCGGCAAGCCAGGCCGGACAGUCGGUCAUGAAGCGGUCGACCAAGAUCAUGGCUCUGUUGAGUCAGAUCACCCACGUACCAACAAGGGAGAAAUCCGUCGUUUUCUCUUGCUGGACGCAAAGCCUGUGCGCAGUAGAGGACGUACUGUCGCAAAACGGAAUCUCAUGUGUUCGUUAUGAAAGCACAUCGAACUUGGCACGGCGACUACGGGUGCUAGAUAUGUUUAUGUACGACCCUUCCAUUCGAGUGAUCUUGAUGCCCAUAUCCUGCGCAGGUGUAGGCGCGGGUCUCACGGCAGCGAGCCACGUCUUCCUUCUGGAACCUCAGUGGAAUCCGACGGUCGAGGCGCAAGCGAUAGCCAGAGUCGUCAGAUUAGGCCAGACCCAGCAGGUAUCGGUGUACCGCUUCGUGGUUAAGGACACGUGCGAGCAGAGCAUCAUGAAGAUACAGACGCAGAAACUCAGCCUGGCCAAUCUGGUCGUGGACAGGUCGACUUUGCAAAGGGGUCAAGUUGGAAAGAAACAGCUUCAUCAACUGCGUGGAUUGGUGUCGUCGGUGUCGUAG